CAACUUCUUUUUAUAUUCUCGAUCUGAUAUGUUUUUCGGAUCUUUCAGAUUCAGUGGGGUAAAUCUCACCUUUACAGUGUUUAUGGCAUCAGAUUGGAUCAUAUGAUCGAGAAAUGGUGACUGAUUGCUGAAAUGCAAUUUUAUGUUUAAAACAGUGGCAAGCUGUCGUCUUUCCUCUUACAUUGACUUCCUUAAUGUACGCUGGCACCUUGAUCCUCAAGCUGUUAUUGUUGCUAGACUCUGGCCAAGAAGAUCGGGAAAAUGGAAGAAGCUUGUCACUUGACAGUAUUAAAAAUGUUGUUUGUGAAUUUAUUGAAUCGACCUUUUCACUGGCUUCUGAUAUUUCAGCAUGGCGUAAUUAUCUUGUGGCCCCACUUACAGAAGAGCUGGUUUUUAGAGCUUGUAUGAUACCUUUGCUUCUUUGUGGAGGAUUCAGCACCUAUACAGUGGUGUUUCUUUGUCCUAUAUUUUUCAGUUUAGCUCAUUUAAAUCAUUUGUUAGAAUAUGCUCAACGAAGUGGCAGCUGGCCCAAAGCUUUUGCGGUUGUAGGCUUCCAGCUCGGCUACACGGUCAUCUUUGGAUCAUAUGCUUCUUUUCUCUUUGUUCGAACAGGACAUCUUACCGCUCCACUAGUUGCUCAUAUUUUUUGCAACUAUUUGGGCAUACCUAUAAUAAUUUCGCGGAGGACAGGGAUGGUAACAGUGGCAUCUGUAGCUGGGUUGCUAGGUUUCAUCUGGCUUCUUUUUCCACUCACCAGUCCUCAUUUGUACAAUGCCAGAACAGAUAAUUGCAUGUGUUGGCAUAGAUAUUGUAGUUGGAGCUAAUUUUCUGACUUCCCAGAAAAUCGUCGAGAGUAAAAAAUAACUCAAAUAAUAUGGAAAUUUCUGUUCCUUUUUCCAUUGUAUUGGUGAAGCGAGGCCUUGAAGCAACAAUAAGUUAGCUCAAUGUGACAUAUAUAGGUCAUGGAUUCAAGCCUUGGAAUUGGCCACUAACCUCGUGUUAGGGUAGGCUGCAUACGUCACACCCUUUGGGGUGAGUCCUUCCCUGUACUCUACGUGAACGUGAGACGCUUCAUGCUUCGGGCGGCCUUUUUCUUUCCCAUUCUAUUUGUAUUUAAUUUUUCCUUUUUCUUUUAACCCUUUAUUUAGCAAUCAUUGUCACGUAUUCUGAAAAAUCUGAAGGGAACUUUAUCAUGAGUUUACUAUUGAAACA
Nicotiana tabacum (common tobacco) is the source of this 1212-nucleotide messenger RNA. The record is from RefSeq and is a predicted model, not a curated record. Lineage: Eukaryota; Viridiplantae; Streptophyta; Magnoliopsida; Solanales; Solanaceae.